AUGAAAAACGGUCUCAUGUCCGUUGAAGCCACCCUCUCUCUCUUCUCUCAGGUUGUCAAAGCAAUCGAAUACUGCCACUCAAUUGGAAUCGCCCACAAUGACAUUAAAUUAGAAAACGUCUUGUUGUCUAAUGGUUGUGUCAAAUUGGCCGACUUUGGAUUUGCCAAGUCGUCCGAUAUUGUUGCCGAAUCUGAAGAAUUUUGUGGAACCCUCCCAUACGCUGCCCCAGAAGUUAUUAUGGGAAUGGAACACAACGCCAUGAAAGCCGAUAUGUGGAGUAUGGGAGUUAUGCUCUACGUCAUGCUCUUCGGAGCUUUCCCAUUCUCCGAUAGUGACGCUACCUCUAUGGUCCAAUCUCAAAUCUCCAACACCCUCUCUUUCCCAGAAAACACUAACGAAACGUUAAAGUCUCUCAUCUCCUCUAUGCUUGAACCCUCUGUUGAAAAACGCGCUAAUGCAACCUCAGUCCGUCUUGCCUUGAGCCAGUUUUAA
This is a messenger RNA of Mytilus trossulus (common blue mussel), 492 nucleotides long. Its product is annotated as testis-specific serine/threonine-protein kinase 3-like. The record is from RefSeq and is a predicted model, not a curated record. Gene Ontology annotation, cellular component: cytoplasm. The transcript has a single exon. The coding region runs from base 1 to 492 and encodes 163 amino acids. Gene Ontology annotation, molecular function: ATP binding; protein serine/threonine kinase activity. Lineage: Eukaryota; Metazoa; Mollusca; Bivalvia; Mytilida; Mytilidae. Gene Ontology annotation, biological process: intracellular signal transduction; protein phosphorylation.